Molecule: messenger RNA, 720 nt
Organism: Mesorhabditis spiculigera
Lineage: Eukaryota; Metazoa; Nematoda; Chromadorea; Rhabditida; Rhabditidae
Source: the annotation of a GenBank genome assembly
AUGACGGUGCUGAAAUUCGUGGUUUUUGCCUUGACCGUAGCCUUGGCCUCUGGCCAAAAUUUUGGAAUGAUGGACGAUUAUAUUUCGGGGCGGCUGGCGCAUCUCCAACGCCAGCUGGAGGCUCAAUAUCAAGUCGCGCAAUAUCAAGCACUAAAUGACCCAUUUUCUGGGUACAGUGACGGCGUCGGCAGAUUCGUUGGCAGCUUGCCAACCGGCGACCUUACGAAAGCCACUGAAUCGUCGGCUGAAUCCCGAGAAAAAGUGAAGCUAGAUAAGUCUCAGGUGCCCCGAUUUAGGCUUGGGCUUGGGCGCAGCUUCUGGAAAAAUCAGCCCGAACUCCAGCCGGCUGCCGUUAUUGAGAAUGGAAAGGUUGACGAUACUCACAAGGCUAAAUUUGAGCAAAAGGAGGUUCAGUUGGAGGAGGAGGAUGAAAGUACACAGCCGGCAUGGAUGAUGGAAAACGGCACACUGACGCAAACCAAUUCCGCCAAGUUUAGUCAGUCCGAUACGUUCUUUGGAACGGACCAGGGAAUGGUGCACGAGCAUCGCACUCAAGUCAAUGAUGAGAAGCCCGAGGCUGAGGUGGAGAUAUUGCCCGCGAAAAAGGAAUCCGAGAAAGUACAGGAGCCUGCCCCGAAAGUCCAGGAGUUCAUGCUCGGAGGCAUGAAAUGCAAGGCGAUCGAGAAGAAUGGGGUCUCCAGCCUCGUCUGCACGUCGAGC